Molecule: messenger RNA, 183 nt
Organism: Clunio marinus
Lineage: Eukaryota; Metazoa; Arthropoda; Insecta; Diptera; Chironomidae
Source: the annotation of a GenBank genome assembly
AUGAAGCAACACAAAACAGAAGCAACAUCUCCACUAGUUAUCACCACAGCAACAUAUCAAGUGAGACCUUGGUUAGUUGGAACAAAGAAUUCAAGUUUAUGUGAAGCGUUGAUGCCUACGCAAGCUUCAGCUAAAUCUCAUGCAAUAAAUUUCAGGAUUUCAUGCUCCAGUUUGCCAGCAUGA